GCGCGGGCGCCGCGCGGCGCCCGAGGCGAAAAAGUAGCUGUCAAAUGCGCGGCGCCUUUAACCGGCGCGAUCAGUGCGGCUCGGCGAGUCAUGGCGACCGCAGCCUCCAACCACUACAGCCUGCUCGCCUCCGGCUCCCCCAUGGUGCACGCCGAGCCGCCCGGCGGCAUGCAGCCCGGCGGCGGCUACCGCGACGCCGGCGCCCUGGUGCAGGCGGACUACGCGCUGCAGAGCAACGGGCACCCGCUGAGCCACGCUCACCAGUGGAUCGCGGCGCUGUCCCACGGUGGCCCCGGCGGUGGCGGCGGCGGCGGCGGCGGCGGGGGCGGCGGCGGCGGCGGCGGCGGCGAGGCGCCCUGGUCGGCGGGCGCGCUGGGCCAGCCCGACAUCAAGCCGGCGGUGGUGCAGGCGGGCGGGCGCGGCGACGAGCUGCCGCCGCCGCCGCAGCACCCGCCGCCGGGGCGGGCGCCGCACCUGGUGCACCACGGCGGCGGCGGCGGAGGGCACCACGCGGCGGCGGCGGCGGCGGCGGCGGCGGCGGCGUGGCGGGCGGGCGGCGCGGCGCACCUGCCGCCCGGCAUGGCCGCGGCCAACGGCGCGCAGGCGGGGCUGCUCUACUCGCAGCCGCCCGGCUUUACCGUCAACGGGAUGCUCGGCGCCGGGCAGCCGGGGCUGCACCACCACGGCCUGCGCGACGCCCACGAGGAGCCGCCGCCGGGGCCGCCGCACCACGGCCCCGAGCACCCGCCGCCGCCCCACGGCCCGCACCCCGGGGCGGCCGGGCCGGCGCCGUCCGCCGCCGCCGCCGCGCCCCCCGGGCCACCGCCGCACCACGACCCGCACUCCGACGAGGACACGCCGACCUCGGACGACCUGGAGCAGUUCGCCAAGCAGUUCAAGCAGCGGCGCAUCAAACUGGGAUUUACCCAAGCGGACGUGGGGCUGGCGCUGGGCACCCUCUACGGCAACGUCUUCUCGCAGACCACCAUCUGCCGCUUCGAGGCCCUGCAGCUCAGCUUCAAGAACAUGUGCAAGCUGAAGCCUUUGUUGAACAAGUGGUUGGAGGAAGCGGACUCCUCCUCGGGCAGCCCCACCAGCAUAGACAAGAUCGCGGCGCAGGGCCGCAAGCGGAAAAAGCGCACCUCCAUCGAGGUGAGCGUCAAGGGCGCGCUGGAGAGCCACUUCCUCAAGUGCCCCAAGCCCUCCGCCCAGGAGAUCACCUCGCUCGCGGACAGCCUACAGCUGGAGAAGGAGGUGGUGAGAGUGUGGUUUUGUAACAGGAGACAGAAAGAGAAGCGCAUGACUCCCCCGGGAGGGACGCUGCCGGGCGCCGAGGACGUGUACGGGGCCAGCAGGGACACGCCGCCGCACCACGGGGUGCAGACCCCCGUGCAGUGAACUCACGGCGGGGGCGCCCGGCUCCUCCUCCUCCUCUCCUCCUCCUCCUCCUCCUCCUCCUCUCCUUCCCCCAACUUUUGAUUGUCCUUCUUUUUUCUUUUUUUGUUUUUCUUUUUUUUUUUAAUUAUUUUAUUUUCUCCUAUCUUUAAAAAAGAAAAAAAAUCAAAAAAAAAACCAAACAAAAAACGCGAAAAAAAGAAAACAAAACAAAAAGCGAGCGAGGGAGAGGGCGAGCGCCAAUCACAGCGGACAGACAGACAGACAAAGCAACUGCACCACACUGUCCCCUUAGACGGUAGCAGGUGCGAUGCCGUAUUUUGACCUUUCCAGACGAGUGCCCGUGCACCGGAGUGGAGUGAGUACCGCGCACGGGCAGGCAGGCGGGCACCGGCAGGGCAGCGGCAGGUACAGGCAGGGCAGGGGCAGGCACCGGCAGGGCAGGCGCAGGGCGAAGCGGUUCGCACAAAACUCUCGCUUGCUGGCAAAAACAUGCGGCGCUGCCCUGCCGGGGAGGGGCGGAGAGGAAGGGGGGACACAGCCACCUCGGGUCCCCUCUGCAGCCCCCUUCCGCCACACAAAGGCAGACUGCAUUGUGGAAUGUCGCUCGGUGUUGGCACAUGCUGCUGUGUUUAUUUUCUGUGGAUCCCCUAUAUGAAUAUAUGAAAAAAAAAAGGAAGAGAACUGAAAAGCUAUCCCUUUUGAUGUAGACAGUAUUUAACCUUACCAAUUUGCACUGCAAGAAAAUCGAAGUUUACAUAAACAAACUCUUUAUUUUUUCUUUUUUCCCCCUUCCUUUCCGACCUUAAUUUUGCAAAUGACUUGCAUUUUCCACGGUAAGCGUUAGUCAACCAGUGACCGAUCUACGAUAUGUUAAUGUGUUUUAGCCUUUGCUUUAUGUGUAUUUGUGAACUUUUGUUAUAAACAAGUCUUCUUAAAUACGUGUAAUGCUUAUUUUCUCCUUUUACUGAAGCAAAAAGAAUUAGUGUAUGUGUAUGUAUGUAUGCAUAUGCAUGCAUGCAUAGACUUACAUAUAUACACAUAUAUAUAACCUCUAUAUAUACACAUAUAUGUGCACCUCCAGCUUCUGUUCUCCAGAGGCGUGACUCUCGUAAUUGCUUAAUAUAUGCCUUCAAUGGCAAGAGUCGAGUUUGGAGAAGGGAGAAUAAAUGCAAAUCAACAAAGUAAACUUCAUUUUCAGGCAGUGUGUCCAGGGGCCUAGGCCCAGCCAGAAGGGGAGAAAAAAAUAUGUACAAUCCUUCCAGAUUGUGUCAGUGUGGGUGAUCAAGGCCCAGUGUGGGGAAGGCGGAGAGGGAACAACAUGUUUCCAGAGUUUUCACGGGGAAAGUGGCACUUCCUUGAGAGGGAAAGGGGAUUAUUUAGUUUCCCCACCACCGCCCCCUCAGCGCCCUUUCCUUCCCCUCCUCCCCCCGCGGCUGCCGUGCGUUCGUGCCUUUGGCAUCCCCAGUCUCACAGCCCGGGCAGCCCGGCCGAUAUCACCCUUCAAACUUUCUUUCAAUGAGCAGUUUCACAUUAAGGCAGAGCCAAGGAGAGCCUGAGGAGCUGCUGGGCCCGAGGUGGGGGUCGGGUGCUUACAACUGCCUGUAAACACGCUGCCCCCUCCUCUCUGCAGAGACCGUGUGCGUUUCUUUCCCACUUUUAAUUUUCGUAUUUUAUUUUCUAUUCGUAUCCAGCCCCUCUCCCUCCCCAUCCUCCCCUUGUCCUUUGGUCAGAUUGUGGUAUAAUUUAUUGAAGGAAAGGACCAGUUUUAACUUGGGCAGCCUUGUGUCUUUCACUGGGGAAUGAAAUGAAGUGGGGAAAAAAAAUGCCAUUUUUCAAUCCGUGUUUUUUUCCACCCCUUUGUUAAUAGUUUUAAAGUGCAUUUCGUGACAUUAUCUUGAUGGGAAAUGGUUAACUUCCAAAAAAAAAAAAAAAAAAAGAGAAAAACCCACGGGGAGAAAAGGAAAAAAAAAGGAAAAAAAAGGAAAACAAAAAGCUCUGAAGGGAAGCAGAGGAGUGGGACCUUGGAGCAGCGCAUGUAUGUGCGUGUGUCUGCGUGCGUGUUUGUGUACUUAUGCACACACGCAGCUAUGCAUAUACAUUAGAGGAACUUUAAACUAUGAUAGUUAUAAAUUCAUAAAGGGAUCGUUUAGUCAGCACAAAUGGGUGCUAUAGAGACAAAGCAUUUUUAUAAUCUAAAAGUUUACUUAGUUGAGUGUUGGACAAUUAUGGAGAAAAAACAGUGAAGCAUUCUCUCGCAGAACUCUCCUAUAAAUAUUGCAUUCAGUAGCUAAGGCUUUAGAAUAUGUUUCUCAUUGUCUUUUAAAACGCCUGUGACACUGAGUUUUCUUUCCUUGUUUCUUUCUCCCUUUCUUUCUUGCUUUCUUUCUCUCUUUCUUCUUGGUAAGACAGAUGAUGAUUUCUAAGAGGCACAUGCAUUAGCCUUUUUCCUGGUUUUCCAACAAUUGUUACAAAGAUACGGGCACCAAGCUUUUCUCUUUUCUUUCUUUUUUUUUUUUUUUUUGUUUUUCUUUUUUGUUUUUUUUUUUGUUGUUGUUGUUGUUGUUGAGCUGCUUGUUAUUUAAAGUGUUGAGGACUAGCGCCUAGUGAAGUGAAUCAGAUCAGGGCAGAUCCAGUGGUAAAGGGAGGAAAUGAACUUUCAGACACUUAUUAAUACGUGCGUAAGGUCAGAAAACGGAGUCAAGAGGAUGUUUGAAAAAGCCUCAAACUCCAAAUAGGUUUACUAAAAGAAAAAGUUACCAUGCAAACCUUACCACUAUGUAUAUAUGUUUAAUAUUUGUCCUUUGAAAUGCAGAAAUAGUUUCAAUGUUUUCUUUGUCUAUUUUUCUUUUUUUUUUUAAAUGCUACCCAGGGAAAUAUUUUCAUAUCAUUUUUAAGUGGCCUGCCUCAAUGUAUAUUUAUUUCUUUUAAAGCAAACAGGUUCUGGAAACUGUUUUUCUGUAGCUUUAAAUGAGUAGGUGAACAAAAUCUAUAUGGGAUGUAAUUUUUUUUGGUUCAGUCUCUUUAAAAAUACUUUGUUUUGGUACAUUUGGAUGUGCUUGUGGGGAAAAAUAAAAACGCAGAGAUCCUUAUAUAUUUAUGUUAAAGUAAUAUUUUAUUAUCUACAUAAAACAGAAAUGCACAAUACCUUCAUAGUUUCUUCUAAUUAUUGAAAUAUCGUUAUUUUAUUUUUAAAGAUAGCACAGAUUUGCAUAGUUCUUAAGAUUUCGAAGGAGAAGACCCCAGUACUUAUACUGAGUUGAGUUCUGUGUAAAAGCACCACCAUUCCUUUAUAUUUCAUGGAAUUUUUGGAAUAAAUUUGAUGCCUAUACUGA
This is a messenger RNA of Pseudopipra pipra, 4730 nucleotides long. It is a transcript of the gene POU3F2, whose product is annotated as POU class 3 homeobox 2. Gene Ontology annotation, cellular component: nucleus. The record is from RefSeq and is a predicted model, not a curated record. Gene Ontology annotation, molecular function: RNA polymerase II cis-regulatory region sequence-specific DNA binding; DNA-binding transcription factor activity, RNA polymerase II-specific. Gene Ontology annotation, biological process: brain development; regulation of transcription by RNA polymerase II. NCBI's taxonomy places the organism in Eukaryota, Metazoa, Chordata, Aves, Passeriformes, Pipridae. The transcript has a single exon. The coding region runs from base 91 to 1398 and encodes 435 amino acids.